GGUUCCCGUGGUUCCUCGGCGGGGACUCUAUGGUGUCUGUUUCCGGUCCCCAAAUCGCCUUCCCUGUGUCGUUUGCUUUCUGUCUUUACCGCUCUUCCUUCUUCGGCUCGGCGGGGCCCGCGGCUGCCUUGCCAUGGGUGCCUACCUGUCGCAGCCCAGCACGGCCAAGAGCUCUGGGGAUGGUGUCGGAAUUGGGCCGCGCCCGCUUCACUUCGGCUACAGCGCCAUGCAGGGCUGGCGGGUCUCCAUGGAGGAUGCUCACAACUGCAUUCCCGAUUUAGACAGUGAGACGGCAAUGUUCUCUGUGUACGAUGGUCAUGGAGGAGAAGAGGUAGCUCUAUAUUGUGCCAAAUACCUGCCAGAGAUCAUCAAGGAUCAGAAAGCAUAUAAAGAAGGCAAACUACAAAAGGCACUUGAAGAUGCUUUUUUGGCCAUUGAUGCCAAGUUGACAAUGGAAGAAGUAAUCAAGGAAUUGGCACUGAUGUCAGGGCGGUCUCGAGAUGAGGGUGAUGAGAAAGAGAUGAAAGUGGCAGAUGAAGAUGAUGUGGACAAUGAGGAGACUGCCUUGCUGCAUGAGGAGGCUGCAAUGACUAUUGAGGAGCUUCUGACUCGAUAUGGGCAAAACUGUAUCAAGGGCAAGCUGGGUCCACCAGGCAAAGAUGUAACCCAGGAAAAUGCCCAGGAGCCAAGUUUGAAUGGUGAAGUAGAUGCUGAGGAGCCCUCGAGGCGUCAUAAAGAGGGUGAAGAAGAGGAGAAAAAUGGCAAAUUGUGCUCUGAGACCAUCAGUGCCUCCCAUGGUCCAGAUGUGGCUGGUGGAGGGGAUGCUGGUACUUGCCAAAAAAAGACAGCUGAGGGAGCAUCUCCUGCCAGUGGUGAGAUGGAGCCAUCCUGCUCGUCUGCAAGCAAGAGCCAGCAAGUGAUCAAGUCAAUGUUCUUUGAGGACAGUGAGGAUGAAUCAGAGGAUGCAGAAGAGGAGGAAGAUGACGAUAGUGAGGAAUGCAGUGAGGAUGAGGAUAGCUACAGCAGUGAGGAAGAAGAAUAUGAUACUGAAGAAGCAGAAGAGGAAGAUGAUGAAGACAUGAUGCUCCCAGGAAUGGAGGGCAGAGAAAAGCCUGGCUCAGACAGCGGCACAACGGCGGUAGUAGCCCUUAUCAGAGGCAAGCAGCUAAUAGUAGCCAAUGCUGGAGAUUCCCGGUGUGUGGUGUCUGAAGGUGGAAAGGCUGUGGAUAUGUCCUAUGAUCAUAAGCCUGAAGAUGAGGUGGAAUUGGCCAGAAUAAAGAAUGCUGGUGGAAAAGUAACCAUGGAUGGCCGGGUAAAUGGUGGCCUCAAUCUCUCCAGAGCAAUUGGAGAUCAUUUCUAUAAACGUAACAAGAAUUUGCCUCCAGAAGAACAGAUGAUCUCAGCGCUGCCAGAUAUCAAGGUGCUGACAAUCAACGAUGACCAUGAUUUUAUGGUCAUUGCCUGUGAUGGCAUCUGGAAUGUCAUGAGCAGCCAAGAGGUUGUGGAUUUUGUUCAAUCCAAGAUCGCACAGAAGGGUGAAGAUGGAGAGUUGCGAUCUCUUUCAUCUAUAGUAGAAGAACUCCUGGAUCGUUGCUUGGCUCCUGACACAUCUGGUGAUGGAACAGGCUGUGACAACAUGACUUGUAUCAUCAUCUCUUUUAAACCACACAUCAGUCAAGGCUCCCCUGUUGAGAGCAGCAAACGGAAACUGGAGGAUAGCACAACAACUAGCCCCACAGAAGAGGGUUGUAGCAAGAAGUCCCGACAGGACUAGCAGCCAAGUUGGGUAGGGAAUUGCCCAUGCUCUCACUGGACUCUUGUUUUCUAAACAAAGCUGAACUUUUGAUGCCUGUUUUAGGCUUUUUUAUCCUUAGGGAGGUCCAUUUUGUCUUUAUUAUUUGGAGGGAAAAGGGAUUCAGGGUGGGUCCCAUUGGUCUUUGAAACCAUUCCAAAGAGUGAAUGACAGGGAGGAUCAUAAUCUGGCCAAAGCCCAGAAGGCAGUCUACCUGCUCAAACACUCUCUGUCCCACAGUUACACACACAGACACAGACCACUGCAGCGUCUCUCUGGUUGUUGCCAUUUCCGUGCCUGUAAUUUUUCUGUGGGCAGGUAGCAGUUUUACAGUGUGGAGAUUUCAGAGCUGCAGUUCUAUUUAAGGCCUCCACUUUUUUUAAAAAAAAAUGUGGGACUGAUUGCCAUCUCCCCCCCUCCCCCCCCGCAACCAAUGGCUACCAAGCCCCGACUGUCAUUCAUUUUAAACUGAGAUUUUUUUUUUCAAACUAAAAACUAAAACUCUUUAUCAGUGACUGUGUACUUUUGUAAAAUUGUGAGGGGAAGUAAGAUGAACUGAACUAUUAUGUAAUUCAUUGAUUCUGUAGUUUCUUCCCUUUUCUUGUUCAUUCCCUUUUCUUCCCAAUUCCUUUCCCUCUGUGAGUUCCAUGCCUAUGACUUGCAAGGUCUUAUUCUGCCCAAACAAACUAGGACCAACACCAAAUUGUCUUGUCCGUGGAAACUUAACCCUUAUGAUUUCCCCAGGAAGCUUGCAAAAGACAGACACCCCCCAUUUGUUUUUGUUCUAUGUUUUGUCUUGUAGAAAAGUCGGAUUCUUUUCUCUGAAUGUAGGGGAACCUAAAUUUAGCCGCAUGGUUUUUAUUAAGACUUGAAUGCAACCCUGUAGGCCAUGAAAUAUAGCACUCUUAUUUUGUAGCCAUAAAUUUCAAUUUGAACUUGAA
Messenger RNA from Pseudonaja textilis, 2733 nucleotides. RefSeq names its product protein phosphatase, Mg2+/Mn2+ dependent 1G (gene PPM1G). Gene Ontology annotation, cellular component: nucleoplasm. The record is from RefSeq and is a predicted model, not a curated record. Gene Ontology annotation, molecular function: cation binding; protein serine/threonine phosphatase activity. NCBI's taxonomy places the organism in Eukaryota, Metazoa, Chordata, Lepidosauria, Squamata, Elapidae. Gene Ontology annotation, biological process: protein dephosphorylation.